AUGCCUAUUGCACCAAAACUACCACGAUCUUAUUAUCCUCGCCAAGUCCCAACGGACUCAUACCUCGCCGCAAGUGAAGCUGAAGUAGCUUCAUUAAACUUCGAUGCGCUACGGAGCAAUGCGCUCAAGCUAGCUCCUAUGCCAGCCGCAUCGACUGAAUUACACCGUAUGUGGAUCCCAUGCCCUACAGUAAUCCGAAAGAAACAUCUGACGGAUUUGUUGGACGAGCUGGCAACGGACUCACAACCCCAUGCGUCCCAGCCUGCGAUGAACGGACAGCCGUCUGAUACUAACGACGCAAUGUCAACAUCGGACGACCCUCCAAUAUAUGAUGAUAGUGAUGAUGACUUCCAACAAGACCAAGUUGGUCUGAGGGAUAAUUCUGAUCUAAUGAAUGAAACAAUUAUUGUACAAGUUUCAUCUCCCUCCGCCCCAGUAUGGGCGAAAGCGGCUAAAAACCGUCGAGCCUUAUCCGCUAUCGACAACCCGAGCUCUGUGGACAUUUUCUCUAUAGAAUACGAGGUUAAGGAUUUGGACUCUUCGACUCAAGCCAAAAAGGUUGUAAGGCCUAUUUAUCAUAGCCCAUUGUGGCAUGAUGAUUUGGACCCUGACACACCGCAAUGGCAUUUCGAUAUUGAAAUCCAUCAUUCAGAAAAUGAUGAUGUUUGUUUGGAGAGCACCCCACCAUACAAAGGUGACUCGACCUACAUUACUAUGGUUACCCCAAUGACCAUUAACAGCGAAGUUGAGUCUAUGACUCGGGGUGAACUCUUUGACUAUGUGGACUCCUUUCUUUAUUCGAAAGUCGACCCCCUCUGGACCAGUUAG
Molecule: messenger RNA, 828 nt
Organism: Plasmopara halstedii
Lineage: Eukaryota; Oomycota; Peronosporomycetes; Peronosporales; Peronosporaceae
Exons: 2
Coding region: 1-828 (275 amino acids)
Source: RefSeq, a predicted model, not a curated record